AUGGAUGCGAUCAGCUCGAUCGAUUUUGUCGACCCGAAAGAAGCGGUAGUUCCCACUCGAGAGCCUCCUGCCUCGUAUUUGGCCAAGGCUCAGAAAGCACAUACUCCUUCUUAUAGCAGAUCUUCCUCCGCCCCUUAUUCUUCUUCUUCUUACAAAUCUUCCUCCUCUCGCUCUUCUUCGGAUGGGGGGAACAGUCAUGUAUUUGCUACCCUGGAAGAUGUGCCUCUGCCGGUGACGGAUGGAAGCACAGACUGGGCGCGCUCGUUUCAGGGAAUUGGCUCAGCAGCUUACCCGCCGGAAAUUGCCGAGAUUUUGUCGCAAGAACUGGAGCCGGACUGGAUAGAGAUCAAGCCAGACGGGAUUCUCUACCUACCCGAAAUCCAUUAUCGUCGGAUUCUUAACAAAGCGUUCGGCCCCGGAGGCUGGGGUCUAGUUCCCCGAAGUGAGACAGUAGUCAGUCCAAAGACCGUCUCGCGAGAGUUUGGCUUGGUCUGCCACGGUCGUCUAGUGAGUAUUGCUCGCGGAGAGCAAAUCUACUUUGAUGCUGAAGGAGUGCCUACUGCUUCAGAAGGCUGCAAGAGUAACGCGAUGAUGCGAUGCUGCAAGGACCUGGGUGUCGCGUCCGAGCUGUGGGACCCGCGCUUCAUCCGCCGGUUCAAGAAGACUUACUGCGAUGAGGCCUUCGUCGAGCACAUCUCGACCAAACGCAAGAAGAAGAUGUGGAAGCGGAAGGACGUUAAUUGGGAGUACCCGUAUCGGAGCGCGAGCUUCUGA
This is a messenger RNA of Myxozyma melibiosi, 774 nucleotides long. RefSeq names its product mitochondrial genome maintenance MGM101-domain-containing protein. NCBI's taxonomy places the organism in Eukaryota, Fungi, Ascomycota, Lipomycetes, Lipomycetales, Lipomycetaceae. The record is from RefSeq and is a predicted model, not a curated record. The transcript is spliced from 3 exons. Gene Ontology annotation, molecular function: single-stranded DNA binding. Gene Ontology annotation, cellular component: mitochondrial nucleoid; mitochondrial chromosome. Bases 1 to 774 code for a protein of 257 amino acids. Gene Ontology annotation, biological process: recombinational repair; interstrand cross-link repair.